UUUAAGUCAGUGGCGUUGGUGAAUAACAGCAGCUGACCCCACUUUGUAAAUACACAAGUGAACUAAAUUAAUUUAAAACAUAAAAUAUGGGUGUAACGUAAAUAAUUUUGAUAAUGAACGAAUCGUGUUGUAAAAUUUUGGAUUUUUGUCCAAUUUUUAACGUAAGACAUCAAAUUCAUCCGAGAGAUGCAUCAGGACCGAAACAUAACGAAUUUGUUAGGAUUGAUCGGAAAAAAACGUUGAGGGUGAUUCAUGUGAAACCGGAAAGUGAAAAUUUACCGAGGGUGAGUUACGAACAUGAGAAGAAUAAAAGGAAAAGUAAUAAUCGACAUUCGAUUACCGAAGAAUACUGGUUUACACGCUGGAAUAAACCUUUAAAAGGGGGAAAUUGUAAUUGUUCUUUUAGAAGAUCUCAAAGAUACUCAAAAAAUUCGUUUAUUAAUAAAAGUUUUUCAUCAAAUGAUGUAAGAAUUUCAAAUUAUGAUCUUCCAGCAACAAAAAUUGUGGAUGUUGAGACUUUUGUGGAGAGAUUAAUCCAAGAUACUUACUUUGAAGCUUUACAAGAAUACUUGGUUAAGGUGAAAAACAUUGGAAUUGAUAACUUAGCAUUUCAAACGCUGGACGAACUUGAUGGGGUGAUGCUACGAAGGAAAUUUGACUCCCCUGCUGUGCUUGAAGUCGAAUGUAUUACUCAAAAUCAACAAGAAAAAGAAAAACACAAAAAAUGUGAUGUACAUAAAAGCAAUUUAAAAAAAAAACCUAUUGUGAUCUUAUUGCAUGGUAUUGGAAGCACUGCUGAUGUCUGGUGGAACAUCAUAAAUAAAUUACAAAAAGCAGGAUUUGAAAUAAUCGCCCCUGACAUGUUAGGACAUGGUUAUAGUGCAGCUCCCAAUCAAAUUGGAGCUUAUAAAUUCAAAAAUUUGUUGCGAUAUACUUUAGAAGUUUUUGACAAAUAUAUUUCUAAUGAAGGAAAAGCCAUUGUUAUUGGACAUUCAUUUGGAUCAAGUUUAGCAACAGCUUUAGCAAGAUAUCGAAUGCAACAAGUAGUGCAAUUAGUUUUAAUAAGCGGAGGUGGUCCCACACCUUUAGCUGCUCCAACUGAAGUUUCUGAUACAUAUUGGGAUUGUGCAAUGUUAAUAAAACCAUUCGUUUUCUGUGGCCUCAAAAGGAGCUUUUUCUAUUCGUCAAGAGGAAAGCAUUUUAAACCAUGCGAGAUAACUCACGGGAUACCCGCUUACGUUCUUAGUUACAUUGAAAAGGGACAAUGUUGGCCUGAAGGUGAUGGAGCGUUCCACCGGAGAAUUUUAAUUCCAACCUUAUUAGUCCAUGGUUUACAAGAUACCAAUGUUACAUUGGUUCAAGAAUGUGAAAUGGAAAGGACUAUUCCAAGAGCGUUUUUAGAGUUAAUACCAAAUGCUGGACAUAUGUCGAUGUUAGAAACUCCAGAGCAUUUGAGCCACAUGAUCAUAUGCUUCCUGGAUUGGUGGAGUCGUUGAAAUCAAAGACAAGAUUAAUGUUAUUAGAGAAAUCCGUCCAUCACUCAAUCAAAACAGAAUUAUAUGUAGAAUUACGCAUAUUUCCAAAAUGCAAUUAAAUGUUGAGUCAAAAAUUGAAACACCAAAUAUAAUGAAAUUUAGUAUACAGUAAUAUAAUUAGACAAAAUCAUUACUCUCUGUCUUAAGUAAUGGGUUUUGCAUAAAUACAAGUUGCAAUUAAUAUUGUAUCAACCCAAAACUGGUCACUUAAUUGUAGCACCUCGACUUCUUGAAGCAAAAUCAUGCAUUCUGCAUCUCAAACAUUGGUUUUUUUAAAGUAAAAAUUGGUCAAUCAGCCUCAAUUUGAUCACUAUCAUGGUUUCAUUUUUUUAAUCAAUGCCUCAAAUGUUAGUGCUGAAAUAUUUGAUGCGUUUUGGAAAUAAGCUAAAAUAUGGUGUUCAUUAAAAAGCUGGUAUUAAGGAAUAAACAAAUGUAGAAACCCUUCA
This is a messenger RNA of Onthophagus taurus, 1981 nucleotides long. RefSeq names its product protein ABHD8. Gene Ontology annotation, cellular component: membrane. The record is from RefSeq and is a predicted model, not a curated record. Gene Ontology annotation, biological process: acylglycerol catabolic process. Gene Ontology annotation, molecular function: monoacylglycerol lipase activity. Lineage: Eukaryota; Metazoa; Arthropoda; Insecta; Coleoptera; Scarabaeidae.